Cinara cedri is the source of this 6945-nucleotide messenger RNA. Lineage: Eukaryota; Metazoa; Arthropoda; Insecta; Hemiptera; Aphididae. The record is from the annotation of a GenBank genome assembly.
AUGUAUCAACUGCAAGUUAAUGAAGAACAUGCUAUGCAGUCCGAUUACACCGACGCGGAUAUAAUUAUUAGUGACAGAGACAGCAUUGAGGAAUGCAACGUUGACUUGACGAUGGCUGAGUUAGUCGAAAAAUCAAAUAACUCCGGUAUAAAGCGGCAAAAACGGCAAUGAAAAUUUCCCGCAAAGUCGGAAAAACGAUCGAAACCUCAAGUGCCUAUAAACGACUAACUGAAGGUAACUUCUUUAAAGAAUUAUUAUGCGUAAACAUUAUAGACAUACAUAUAUGCAAUAACGACGAUCAGAUUGGGCUCUUGGAUAUAAUACGUGAAGGGAAGCCCUCUUUCUAUAAUACCGUCUACUAUACAUUUUAAGGACCGUACUUGAGUAAAUCUGAACAAAAUAAAAUAAACUCAGAUGCCAAAACUUUUGAUGAAAGCCUGUGUGGAUCGCCUAAUGAAGAAUUUCAAGACGAUGUUGAUGCACAAGCAUUUGAGGACGUCUUACCCGAACUUAGCCAUAUCGUCGUUAGUAAACAUAAUAUUCAUGAAAAACAUUAGUAUAUCGACGCUAUCAGAUCUUGGCGUAGCACAAGGACAGAGUGGAUCGAAAAAUCACGAAACUUAAACAAGCUAUCGAACGAAACCCACCGAUACAUUGGCAUUUUAUUGCAAAACACGAUGACUACAUCCACGUUGGGCAUAUUUGCUCACAAUAAAACUACGAUUGUCAAUGCUCAUAGUUGCGAAAAUCGAAAAGCUGAUGCUUCUACAAAAAGCUACAAUUACGAAGCAUUGUUCAAUCAAUUCAGUUGCAGCUCAACUACUGGUAUUAUAUUAUUUGGUACUUAUCUAUAAGUGACCAAUUCGUUGAAACAAUUGGUGGGUUUGAUGAAAAUUGAAGACCAUGUUGAUCGAUUAAACGUCUAUCAGCAUGUCUAGUUUUUAAUAUAAUGUACUAUUAUAAAUCGUUUAUAAACAGAGAUAUACAGUACGAACAUUAAAUAUACUAAAGUUUUGUCGUAUAAACAAAAAAAAAAAAAGUCGAAGAAACGAUUUAUAAUAGUACUUUAUAUUAAAGCAGACAUGUUGAUAAUCUAUCACACAGUCUUCAAUUCUCACCAAACCCACCAAUUGUUUCAAUGGAUCGGCCACUUGUAAAUAAGUAUUAAAGAAUAUAGUACCAGUACCCGGGGUGCAGUUGAAUUGAUUGAACAAUGCUUCGUAAUUGUGGUUUUAUGUAGAAGUAUUACUUUUUCGAUUCUCGCAACUAUGAGCACCGACAAUCGCAGUUUUAUUGUGAGCAAAUAUGCCCGACGUGGAUGUAGUCGUCGUGUUUUGCAAUAAAGUGCCGAUUUACGGGCGGGUUUCGUUCGAUAGCUUGUUUAAGUUUCGGGAUAUAUAAAAUCGAGUAAAACGUCUUCAAACUCUUACGCGUCUGGAUCAACGCCGUCUAGAAAUUCGUUAUUAGGUGAUUCCGAUCGGCUUCCAAAAGUUUCGGCAUCUGAGUUAAUUUAAUUUUGUUCGGAUUCACUAAAAUAUACGGAUGGUCCUUGCAACGUUAAGUCAAGACUACUAGCAGCCAGUAUAAUAAAAAGAGGGAUUCGUUUCCUUGACGGAUUAUAUCUAGGAGCCCAAUUAACUGAUCGUCGUUAUCGCAUACGUCUACGUUCAUACUUUCUACGCAUAAUUGUUUUCUAAUUCUUUAAAUAAAUCACCUUCAGUUGGUCAUUCAAUAGCACCUGUUGUUUCGAUCGCUUGUUCGAUUUCACGGCUAAUUUUUGUUGCCCUUUUUGCUGUUUUAUCCCGGAGUUCUUUGUUCUGUGGACUGGCCUAUUAUCAUUAAGCUUACGUUGCAUUCCUCUUCGUGUCAAAGCAACUAAAAGGAUUAAGCUGAAUUUUUGUGUAAAUAUAGUUCUUGACUAAAAAUAACUACGUUACUAGCUACGCCUUUUGCCUAGAUAUUCCCUAAGAGUGGUUUCACACAGGGCUUUUGGUAUUUUUUUUUUUUUUUUUUUACGAAAAUCUAAUUAUUUAUGUUGAUUUAUGAGUUACGUUGUUUAUAAGGAUAAAAAUACAAUUUUAGGACGAAUAAAAGAAAAAAAAAAUAAAUAAAUAUAAGGCUUGUAAUAGUUUUCACGAGGGUAUGCACAAUAUCGAACAGUACUUACCUACUAUAGGAACUGCAGGUUACUUAAUUAUUCAUUGUUGGACUAGGUAUAUUUCUUUUGGCACGGACAACGCCGGGCGGGACAGCUAGUAAAUAAUAUUACAGUAAUACAAUAAUAAAUCAUUACAACCGUCGUAAACUAUUUAAGGAGUUCAUUGUUAACAUAUUAUUAAUUCAUUUGUAAAAGUUUCGUGUGACACAUACUUCGAUAAUCGGAAACUACUGAUAGAUUUUCGGUACAUCGACGGUCUGUCUGUCCGAUAUCGCAGUCUACCUAAUACCGUAGCGAGUCCCCGUUCCAUAGCCAUAUUAUAAUACUACCACGCGCAUGCGGUUACAUUAUUGAGGAUAGCAAAGAUUUAUACUUUACAUAUGUAAAACCCUGUACAUAUAUAAAUAUAUUUAUUGUCUAUAAAGAUUAUAUAUUGAAUUGUCCCGAACGUGUUUUGAAACCGAAAUAAUAUGGUGCCCAAACGCAGUGGCGGAUUUUGAACGUUUUCCUGGGAAGGGUCCUGAAAAAAUAAUAUGCAUUUAAAAGGUAUCUCUAUUAAUAGACGCCUCUUUUUUAGAUGACAUUUUAUUGAAAUUAUAUCAAUGUCUGGGGGGUCCAGACCUCCUGGACCCCCCCUGUAAAUCCAUCACUACCCAACCGUGUCACGAUUUGGGAUAAAAUAACCGAACGUGUUGUAGCCAAAUUUCCAGAAGAAAAGCGGUUUCUUGACAUCUCGAAGUUUCUAUACUAAGUAUAGAUCUUUUUUAUUUUUUACAUAGCACUUAAACGCACAAUUUAAAAACCAUCGUCUUCGUGAACAUAGCAUAUUAGAUAGCACAAUUAUAGAAUUCCGAUCAAUAUGCAUUCGGUUUGUUGUUUUACGAGUCACAUGUAAAUGUUUUAAAAUUGAAAUUAAAAAGUCUGUAUAAAUAUAUUAUUUGAAAAAAAAAAAUCGUUUUAUGAGCGUGACUAAAAUUGCCGAGUUUUUGUAGCCGAUCGUCGGCAAUAAUAAUUGCAAGGGAGAAAUAAUAAUAUGAGAAAUUCGAAUAACGACGCCUUUACACAAGAGUACCUACCGAUCGAUUUCCAUUAUAGUAGUUAAACAAUAAAAUUGUAAUCUUAUAAUACUUAAGUGUUUUUUUUUUUUUUUUUGCGAGACAAAAAGAAAAUGAAAACUGUUUUAUCGUUUCGCUUAAAAAGACAAUUUACAAAUGUCUCCACAAUGUGUCGACUAACGUCAGAUUGGGGUUAUAGGUCUGUAAUGAUCUUAUUAGUGUUAUAAUAUUAUAUUAUUUUGCGAUUCCGAGUAGAGGAUGAUGUGUAUCUACGAUUUUCGUAAUCAUAAAACUUCAAUCGCUGAAACGGUAGUUAUUAUUUUAUGAGUAAGGUUAGAUUGGGCUAGGUAUAUGUGUAGGUAAAAAUACAUUUUUUUUUUAAAUUAUAACUUUCUAUAAACUCAGAAGUUGUACGAUUAUUUAAAAAAAAAAAUUCUCUGUCAUAUUAUUAAAAAACCGUUUAAUGGUGUCAUAUUGAUAAUAUUUUCGAAAUUGCAUCUUCCGUUUUUAUUUCUAAAUAUUAAACAUAAUAGUUUUUUUUUUAUUUGAUAAGAGAGAAAUUUUUCACGAAUGUUUUGUAUCGAAUCAACAAUAUCAAUCCCGUGAGUUUUCGUUAAAAUGAUUAAAAGCGGCAAUUUCGUUGGCUUUUGAUUUUUUUAAGUUAUCGUUUAAUAUCAGUAUUUUCGGAGCAAUUAAAAUCAAAAAGUCGCGGUUUCAAAUGUCGAUAUAGACUUGAAGAAAAUUUGUCGAAUGAAGUCUGAAUUUUCGUGUAUUAUUAUGUCAGCGACCGUGUAUGAGGAAGCCAGCAAAUCCUCGAUGUACAAUGUGAAAUAGUCAACACUUUAGGUUUACGGGAAGAUAAUUGAUAAUCUGAAAACAGAUCGUAUACCCCGUCAACAGACGGGACGACCCGGGGUGACCCGAAAACCCGGACCGACGGCAACCUUGACCGCGGUAGCGGUACGGCCGCGGUAGGUGCGGUAGUCGCAGCGUUUGGGCAUAUGCGAAUAUUCUACAGCGUUUAAUAAUCAACAACACUGUAUUAUGUUGUUAUUCAAACACGACCGUCCGAUUAUCAAUUAGGAUUCGUAUACGCGCGUACGCGAUGCAUUCCGUGACCCGAGCGAUAGGUCAGAGGUUUUAAAGCCCGAUGACCCGUGCCACGCUGUUCGACGGAUGUAAUAUGAUUUUGAAUGGGUAUCACGCGAGAAGAUUUAAUCGUAACGGAUAACGAGUACGAACACGGCCACUCCCCGGUAAACGUGUUGAACCGAACGCCUGUUUGUUUCGUCGUUGUGGUUGUUUUGUACCGUGCGAGUCGUAAGUGCGUGUUAGCAUAGACGUACAAUGCGGAGUGCUAAGGGGGGCUAUAAUCACCCGAAAUCUCCUCUAGCCCCUCUCAACAUUUCUGAUAGCACCCCCGAAAACGAACACGCAAUAAAAGAUUUUCUCGUUAUCCCUUGUUUUUUUUUCCCCGAAAAAAAAAUACGGAACAAGCGUAGUUUAACUCCCAUAGCCCGUCCUUCCCACGCACCCUACGAAUAUGCGUGUAAGUAUCGCAUUAGUAUCCCGUUUAUUGGGAAAAUCGAAAAAUUACCUCUUUAAAGUACCUUCUCAAUCGGAUUUCCCCUUAGAAAAUGUGCUAUACUUGCAAAUCCGAGUAAUAUUUGUGGUAGAAAAAUUGUUAACAGGUAAAAAAAAAAAAUAAACAUCUUUGUAGCUCUCAGGAUCUAAAAUAUUUUAACCCUCCCCUCUCCGAAAAUUGACCCUGAAUACGUGCUUGAAAUGGUCCGUUCGAAAUGUUCAUAAUACUAUUCUCUGAUCGUUGUUUGGCGCUAUAAUAUCCACGCCGUAAAAAUCGUGACCCUUUUCCCAAGAAAAUACAAUGUACGCGUACCAUACCGAUUUCAAACAACCACUUUGUAGACAGGGCCGGCGAUAGCUUUUGCGAGUCCCUUUUAUAAGAACGGCCUCUGCAUGGGGUGUACUCGAAAUAUUUUUCUGAAGGAGAACUAUUUGAGUCGAGGGUGCGCGCGAAGUAAACGAACGCCGCCAGUAUAUCGUAUGCGCGUUAAUGCGCGACGGGUAUAACAGAACGUAGAUAAAUACCGUCGGAAUACGCGUAACCGUGGAGAUUUCGCGGUCGCUGUUUCAGAAACGCAUUAGGACGCGCGCCCGGCGCGAAACGACUCGAACGCAAUAAUAUUCGUAUUCAAUGGUAAAUAUGAAAUUCGUCAAAAGUACCCACGACGUUCGUACGAAACCGUUGUUAUUAAAUAAACGACCGUGAAACGCGGCGAAUUCCCGGGGCCAGGACCGCGAAGACGCCGUCUCGAAGUUUCCCCGGGACGCACCGCCCCCGUACUAUCCGCGCUGUUAGUUGUGCACAACCGUCAUAAUAUAAUGUCACCCGUUUAUCGACGGGUGGCGUUUACGGGCAACCGGAACCGCAUAAAUCAUUCUCGAAUAUUGAUGAAAAAUCAUAACGAAUAGUGUAAAUGCUAGGAAAAACACCAUGCGCCGGUAUUUUCCGUUUUCAGUCGUGAGAUGCGCGCGGGAUUGCUGUGGUAACGAACUGAAACGGACUCCCCCGGUAUGAGAAUUAACGUCGUGAAGACGCGCGCGCAGCGCCGAACGGCGUUCACGAUAAAAGUAAACAAUAAUAAUGAUUACGGUUUCGACGAUCGAGCAACGCGCACGAUCUGUUAUCAAUUACCGUGUCUCUACCGUAUCAACGAUAAACGAACGCGAUCAAAUUUUAACAAUGUCGCGUUGUACAUUUCUUUUCUCGUUGUCCGAACUGACGGCCGUGCGUGCAGCGGAACGGUCGGGUGACGGUUUUUUUUUGAACCGGUGAUCGCAAUAGUAUCUUCGAAAUCCCCGUAAAAAUAAUUAUUUACAUAUUAUGUGCCCCCCUGCAAUAACACGACGAAGAACACGAGCUCUUAUUUUUCGUACGCUGUUAUUAUUAACGAUUUAUAUUAUUAUGUACAAAAAAAAAAGUACACGUUUCGAGGAGUCACGAGGUCCUCGUAAAAACGCGAGGCUUCGGGCAAGGGUCCUGCUCGCCCUGCCCUCCUCCCCUCCCCCUUUUCCCGUCGUGCCGGCACUGUUUGCAGAAGUUUCGACUCUGUCCAAUACCAAACCGAUAUCGGUCGAACACAGAUGAUCGAAAAUGAUUUAUUAUUUUUUUUUUAGUUUCCCCGAGAUGUUUACCCCGAAUCAAUAUUGUUUUCACGCCGUUGCCGCGACGUCCCUAGGACAAAUCAGUACCGUCGACCGAUUCGUUGGGGAAAAACGGUGUCCGGCUUUUGUCCACGUGACAAUUGUCCCUGGAAAACUGUCACGAACAAAUUCACUGCCGCGGCGUUAACUGUCGCGGACUGUGCGAUCUGCGCCGAGCUGUACAGCGAACACCGCUGUCGCGCGUUCACGACAGCCGACGGCUUCUGUCCCGAGAGCGACGCGGCCGCCGUGCAGCGCAGUGCGGACGCGCGCGUGCUCUCGACGUGUUUCACGGCCGCGACGGCACGUUCGCCAUCUGAAUUCGCAAGUUCCGCCGCAAUACGCUCUACAGCCCCAGAGCCUGUCGCGUCGUGUCUGCUGUCACCGCGUCACCCUACGACCCGCGUACCGUGUGGACGACGCGCCCGAAAGGGAACCCGUACUCGUGAUGACCGUACGGAACAUUGUCAUUACGAGUGUUUUACGUCGAAACGUGCGCGUCGUUAA